Schistocerca cancellata (South American locust) is the source of this 1482-nucleotide messenger RNA. RefSeq names its product ankyrin-3-like. Bases 1 to 1482 code for a protein of 493 amino acids. Gene Ontology annotation, molecular function: protein binding. Gene Ontology annotation, biological process: protein localization to ciliary inversin compartment. The record is from RefSeq and is a predicted model, not a curated record. Gene Ontology annotation, cellular component: ciliary inversin compartment. The transcript has 8 exons. NCBI's taxonomy places the organism in Eukaryota, Metazoa, Arthropoda, Insecta, Orthoptera, Acrididae.
AUGGGACUUGACCCGCUGUUGCUGCUGUACGGAAGCUUUCUGCGGUUUUUGGGGAGCUUUGGGGGAGCUGACGUGGCAGUGGUAAUGGCCAUACUGGGCUUCGGAACAGCCUCAGCUGUUGGAAGCGCCAGGGGCUGGCCCAAGUUCGCCACUGUACCUUUGUCUGCCGUUCGAUGGGUGGAAUCGGCACUGGCGGAACAAGGAGAAGCGAGAGCGCCGGGAGGUCUGUCGGCGCUGCACGUGGCGGCGGCUGUGGGGCACCCCGAGGUGGUGCAGCUGCUCAGCCGGGGUCUGGCGGUGCACGGCCACGACGCCUGCGGCUGGACGCCGCUGCUCUACGCCGCCGCCUGCGCGGAUGCCGGCCGCCGCCGGAACACGGUGCUGGAGCUGCUGGCAGCGGGCGCCGACGCGGGCUACGAGGCGCCCUCUGGCGACUCGGCGCUCUCCCUCGCGGCGUUAGCCCGGCGUCUGGACGUGGUGACGGAUCUCGCCAAGCCAAUGUUGCUGUACGAGCCUCAGAGGGACUGGACCUACUUACACUGGGCCAUCCAUUCCAGAAACGUCCAGGUAAUCAGAGCGCUGAUCGCCGCUGGCCACAAGGUGUCGAGCAAAGACAAACAGGGCUCUACAGCUCUGCACCUCGCAGCAGAAGAAUUCUAUGUAGAGGGUGCGCGUAUCUUGCUGGAAGCUGGAGCCAAAAUCGAAAAAAAGGACAAAUCGGGUCACACGGCGCUCGUACUUGCUGCGCAGAGAGGGCAGGGAGAGAUGAUGCUGUUCCUUCUGGAUGCAGGUGCUGAUCCGUUUGCGGUAUCAGUGCUUGGCUAUAAGCCACUUCACACGGCAGUACUGACUGGAGACGAGAAACAAGUGAAAUCUCUUUUGAAGAAGGGCGUAGAUAUCAAUGAUACGACCGAACAGGACUUUACGCCAAUGAUGAUAGCGGCAUGUAUUCGAAAUCUCAAGAUGGUAAAGUGCCUAAUGGGUCAUAAACCAGAUCUUAAGAAAACUAAUUUCAUUGGUUGGACGGCAUUACACUAUGCAGCCCGUAAUGGACCACCAGAGGUGGUGAAGUACCUUAUAGCCCAAGGAGCAGACGUUAAUGUUCGUGACUUGAACGACUGGAAACCAAUACACGUGGCAGCCCGUUAUUCUGAUGAUGAGGUGGUCGCUGCCCUUUUGAGUGGUGGGGCUGACCGCACGGAGACGCUGCCCCGCGUAGCGUCGCCGCUGACACUGGCGGUGGUGGCGGCGCAGCCGCGCUCCGUGAGGCGGCUGCUCGCCGCGGGCGCCGGGCCCGUCGACGGCUGCCUGCUGGCGCUGGCCACCAGCGACGACUGCAACGACGUCGACGACGCGGCCAGGCCCGAGGUGGCGCGCAUCCUGCUGGCCGCCGGCGCGCGCGCCGACCCCGCCACCGCGCAGGAGGCGCGCAAGCGCGGGUUCGCGCUCCUCGCCGCUACCAUAGAGGCGGCUGCCCGCUGA